Molecule: messenger RNA, 1905 nt
Organism: Pseudocercospora fijiensis CIRAD86
Lineage: Eukaryota; Fungi; Ascomycota; Dothideomycetes; Mycosphaerellales; Mycosphaerellaceae
Exons: 2
Cellular component (GO): nuclear inner membrane
Molecular function (GO): DNA binding; chromatin binding
Source: RefSeq, a predicted model, not a curated record
UAUCUUGAGCCAGACUUCGAUCCAUCGACGCUGACCGUCCCACGCUUGCGAUCCAUCCUGGUUGCGCACAACGUGAAUUACCCUUCAUCGGCCAAGAAGCAGCAGCUGAUCGAUCUGUUCAACGAGAAUGUCGUUUCCCAGGCGCGCAAGAUCCGGGCGGCGAAUGCGCGCGUGAAGCGGACAAGCAGAGGCAUCGAGGACAUUGGCACAGGACGAAAGGGAACAGGCGCUGGUGACCCUGUCGAUGAGAUUCCGCCUACGCCAGCGACGACAAGAAGCUCGAGACGAACGACUCGCGCGCGAACCGAGGAAGCGCAAGAGGUCGAGCCAACACCACCACGAGGCCUGCGUCAUAGCACUGCGCCGCCAGAAGGUGGCGUGACGCCGAGAGUGGUUUCGGGAAAGCACGCCACCAUCAUGGAAGAAGAGUCCACGCCGAAGAGGCCGCGACAAGAGAGAUCCGAGCGCUCAGUAUCGCGGACAGCGAGAACUAGGCAGAGCGCCGCGACUCCAGUGGCUGUCAAGGAGGAAGAUGACGAGAGCAGUCCCUUCUCCAAUGAGAAUGUCUUCCAGUCGCACGCCACCCCCUCAGAUCAGCUUCGGCCACUAUCUCGAGAUUCCGAGCGCAGACGCACCACCAUGAGUACCGCCAGAUCCUCCAGCGCCGCGCGCGAUUUGGAGAGACGGAAUCGAGACUUACGCAGGCGGACCGACGAGCUUCGUCCAUUCCGACCACAGACAGAUGGAGCUGUAGUGCCUUCGCGCAAGACCUUCGACGUACCCACCGCAAAGCAGGACCAUGUGGCCAUCUCAGAAGAAUUCACUCCAGAGGAAGCGCAAGAAUUGGUCACUGCACAAGCAUCGGGCGAGCUCUUGCCUGUUCGACGACAGACUCAGCGCCCUGGAAAGGUUGCGAAGCGUGGUGUUGGCGCAGUUCUGCUAGUCAUGGCAUCUGCUGUCGGUGGCCUUUGGCGACAGGAGAAGCUUCAAGUGGGCUACUGUGGAGUGGGACAGCCGUCAACCGAGAUCGCUGGUGUUGAGAUUCCACCAUGGGCAGACGUCGUUCGACCACAGUGCGAGCCAUGUCCGCCACACGCCUUCUGCCACGAGAACUUGCACACCGAGUGCGAGAGUGGCUUCGUAUUGACGCAGCAUCCUUUGUCAGUCAACGGACUCAUUCCUCUACCACCCACUUGCGAGCCAGACAGCGCCAAAGCACGAAAGGUCAACGCUGUUAAGGAACGCGCUGUGGAAGCGCUGCGACUCCAAAACGCCAAGUACGAAUGUGGUGAAGCAUCUGUCCCAGCUUUGAAAGAGGCCGCACUCAAGACUGCCAUUGCCACGAAACGCCGCAAAGGCAUGUCCAACGAAGAAUUUGAACAUCUCUGGUCGUCUGCCAUCGGCGAGAUUGUGAACUCUGACGAGAUCGUCAGUGGAAUUCUCCGCCUCCCCAGCGCCGAACCAACCCUCCGAAGCACAUCCCUCGCACGAAUCCCCUUGUCCUGCGCCCUCCGAAGAUCAAUUCGCCAAACGCUUAGAGAGUAUCUUUGGCAAGUUAUAGGCGUCUUACUCGUGCUCUCUGGAGCUUCUUACACCCGCUACCGAAUUACGACUGGGAAUGAGACGGAAGUUAGAGCUAAGCAAUUGGCCUCUCAUGCUCUGGAAAAGCUUAGCUACCAAGCGGCGCUGCAUGCUCAGGACGCAGACCUGUAUCAAGAGAACUACAUCUCUGUUGCACAGUUGAGAGACGAUGUGCUACGUGAUGAGUUCAGCGCCAGUCGAAGGAAAGCACUUUGGGAGAGAGUGGCGCAGAAAGUAGAGGGAAACAGUAAUGUGAGACCCAUGGUAAGAGAAGGUAGAAGUGGUGACGUGGGACGAGUCUGGGAGUGGGUCGGUGCUGUGGCU